Heterobasidion irregulare TC 32-1 is the source of this 807-nucleotide messenger RNA. RefSeq lists its product as uncharacterized. The coding region runs from base 1 to 807 and encodes 268 amino acids. Lineage: Eukaryota; Fungi; Basidiomycota; Agaricomycetes; Russulales; Bondarzewiaceae. The transcript has a single exon. The record is from RefSeq and is a predicted model, not a curated record.
AUGGGAGCCCCGGCGAAGAUACCAUUGGCAAAGAAGGAUGCUCCGGCCUACAAAACCACGGCGCCGAUCUACGACGAGAAGGUAGCAGCCGAGGUCUACAACAGGGCGAUGGCCACUCAGGUGACGCUUACCCAGCGCGAACUACUCUCCCUCUCCGCUGAAGUUCGUUCGCAGGUCAGAGAAGCCAUGUCGGCACGCCGAUCGCCUGCCAAAGACGCCAGCAAUGUUAGGACCUUCUACCAAGAUGCCGAGCUACCCUACGCCAUCAACGAUCUCGAACCACCGACUCGACCAACCGUCUCCUCCUUCGUCAAUGUCCUGCACCAACCAGAAACACCCCCGCCGGGCGCGAUCAUCAUCCCCGACAUGUAUGAAACGUACCUGAAGAAUCUACAGCCCGGUCAGGUUCCUCAGCCGUUGAUAGUUGCUAAAGAAUCGUCUGCCCUAAGGUCCAUCGUUCCCCUCGUCGAUCAUCAGCAGGAAGUCGAAUGUGUCAUCGACCCGGGUUCACAAGUCAUCGCCAUGUCGGAAGGCAUUUGCAAUGAACUGGUGCUCAUCUAUGACCCCGAAAUCAUCCUCAAUAUGCAGUCGGCGAAUGGCGAAAUUGACCGAUCCUUGGGCCUCGCACGCAACGUCCCAUUCCUCAUCGGCGACAUCACCCUGUACCUUCAAGUCCACAUCAUUCGGAACCCCACCUACAACGUUCUCCUCGGUCGGCCCUUCGACAUCCUCACCGAAAGUAUCGUCAAGAAUUAUUCGAAUGAAGACCAGACGAUCACCAUCAGCGACCCGAACACAGGACGAUGA